Molecule: messenger RNA, 3752 nt
Organism: Adelges cooleyi (spruce gall adelgid)
Lineage: Eukaryota; Metazoa; Arthropoda; Insecta; Hemiptera; Adelgidae
Exons: 25
Coding region: 317-3175 (952 amino acids)
Biological process (GO): chromatin remodeling; regulation of transcription by RNA polymerase II
Cellular component (GO): SAGA-type complex; nucleus
Molecular function (GO): transcription coactivator activity; chromatin binding
Source: RefSeq, a predicted model, not a curated record
CAGUUUAUGCCACAAUGAAAAUUGUAUUUUGUAAACAUUAGUUUUAAAUAAUUGCUAAUAGAAUGCUAAAGGAGCUGUCACAAGAAGUAUUAUGAUUAAACCAUAAAUCAUAACAUACAAAAGAUAAUAGACGUAAAUUAUUGUUUUUUUUUACAUUAUUUUUGUAGUUUGUUGAUAUAUGUGUUUACAGUACUAAAUGGCUUGUUAGACCACUGAAACCUAAUUUCGGCGUAGUUGAAACAACCAAUGUACAAAUAAGAUAGCUAGUAAAAUGAUUCACGAAGAGUGACAUAGAAGUACUAUUUGCCCUAUUGCGAUGUCAGCGUAUUGUACGGAUGAUUCUAGUUCUGAUUCUGAUACUCGUGGAUCCCAAGAAACAUUUUUUUGUACUUACUGUCAAGAUGAAAUCUCAAAAUUUCCUAGCAGAGCUGAGAGUGGUUAUGAUUCAAUGACUAUUGUUGUUCGCUGUGCAACUUGUGAAGAUUUCUAUCUCUGUUUGAUGUGCUUUUCGAGUGGCGCUGAAAUUGGACAUCACAAAAACUUCCACGACUAUAAACUAGUUUCAUUUUCUAAACCAAAUUUGUAUCCCGAAAAAUUAUUAAAUGCUAUUGAAGAAUGGGUAUCGGAAGAUACGGACAGACUUUUAGGUGUUAAUAAAAAACUAAUUGCCGGAUGGAAAGAUGUCGCCAAUUCUGUUGGGUCAAAAAAUCCUGAAGACGUCAAAAGAGAAUACACGAAUACUUAUAUUGAUGGUCCUAUGGGUCAAAGGAUUAUUAAUUUAGUCAAUCAACGCAUUGGCUAUACUCCACUUGUAUCAUUAGACCAAGCUAUAGCAAUGGGUUGUUUUAAAAAUAUUCCAUCCUAUUUUCCUAGUAAAAAGAUUUUAAAAAUACCAGACAACGAAGAUAAUUUAGAACAAUACACAAUCAUUGACGAAGAUGAAGAUAUUAAAAAACAUUGCAAUAUGAGUAAAGCAGUCACAAAAAGAAAUAAAUGGGACUGUUAUCAGUUACAAUGGCUGUUGCAAUGUACUGCCGAACAUGGCUAUGGAAACUGGGAAGAAGUUUCUAAACAUUUCAAUAGACUAAUUCGCGAAGAAUACAGCAGUAACGAUCGUAUUUAUCGAACGGCUGAAGAACUAAAGGACGAAUACUUAAGGAGAUUCAUUGAAAUUCCUGCAUUGGGUAGAACUUGGUUACCGAUCUUAAAUACAAGACCUGCAGUACCUGACCGAACAAAACGUAUUGAAACACCUGCAUCUAAUGAUGAUGAUGUUAUAGAUAGCCAGGUAUUUCUGAAAGAAGAAACAGGAUUUUGUCUAACCUCGCCAACACUAAAAGAAAAUACUGCUAAAGAACAAAUAAAACCACCAGAAACGGAAAACGUGAUAAUAUAUUGUACUUAUUGUCAAGAAGAAAUUAAUAUCCUCCGUUAUAGGCCGAGCGAAGAUAUAAAUGCUAGCUACGAUUACAUAAUUAUUUAUGCUCGCUGUACAAACUCAGAAACUUGUAAAGACUUUUACUUAUGUAUGACGUGUCUCGCUAGUGGAGCGGAAAUUGGGAAACAUAAAAAUAACCAUGGUUAUUGUUUGGUAUCUAAUGUGGCUAGAUAUUGUAGUGAUGAUUGUUUUGCUGGAUCCAAUUGGAAUCUGAUUGAAGAACUAGCUCUAUUAGAAGGUGUCGAAGAUUGGUUUACCGACGACAGUGAUAGAUAUUUGAUACAAUCAAAUGAUGAAGAAUUAGUGACAGGCUGGGAAUAUAUUUCUGAUCAUAUCCGAUCGAAAAAUCCUUUAGAAGCAGAAGCUGAAUUUACAAAAAUGGCUACGGAAGGAGUUGUUAGUAAAUAUUUAAAAACUCAUUCUUGCAUUGAUCAAUUAGUUUCCUUCGAACAAGCUGUGGAAAUGGAUUGUUUUAAAAAGCCAAAACGAACUAUAACUGUAACUACCGAUGGGGUAGCGUAUCAAGAGAAGUAUUCGUGGACUAAAGCGCAGUUAACAAUGUUAUUGGAUUAUACGGCCAUUUAUGGAUACGGCAAUUGGGAAAAGAUUGCUACAGAAUUUAAUAACAAUGUUAACUACGAACAUUAUGGUAAACCAAAGGAAUUCGUAAAAAAAACUCCCGAAGAAAUCAAAGCCGAAUAUAUAACUAAAUUUAUUGAGACGCCAAUUAAGCGUGGGCUGUGGAAACAUCGAAAUAGCACUCGACCUAUUAUAGCGGAUCGAACACGGUUAUACAAGCCAGUUGAUAUUCCACUCUAUCCUGCAUUUGAAAUGGAACUUUUCACAGAAGUCAAAUAUGAUUACUAUGUUGACGACUAUGAGACAGUAUAUUUAAACAAGGCUGAAUCAAUAUUAGACAUUUUAUUUCCUGAGCCGACUGAAAAACCAAUAUCGAAAGAAGUGGAUGUUAAAAAGAGUAACAUGGAAAAAAAAAUCAAAGAAAAUUUCGAUGAAGACAUUGCGUUGAUUUGUUUACAAAGAUAUAAUGAUGUCUUGAAAAUGCGGAAUACGGCCAAAGGAUUAGUGCAUGAUUACCGAUUAAUCGAACAGUUUCUAGUUUAUAAAGAUAAGCCGGUUAUGCCAAAAAUAAAACCUUUUGCUCAACAAUGUUUCGCCGAACGUAUAUCCAAGAUGGCGUUAUUCAUGAACGUUGAUAGUCAUUCGUUACUUAUGGUCCGAGAAAAGGAUGAAAAGUUGUUGACAGCUCGUUUUAAAGAAUUACGAUUGUACAGAAUGAUGGGAAUCACCAAGUUCUCCGAAAUAGAUAUGUUUCAUACCUUGAGAAAAUACAAGGGCUAUUUAAAGCAAUUUGUACCGUUGUAUUCGAGUGCAGGAUGUACGCCUACGAGUAAAUAUCUGGUACCGGCUUGUUCUGACGGAAAAGGCGAAAUGAAAUAUCUUCAAUACGCCAAGACCGAUUUCUAUAAUUCUCAACUAAGAGGCAAAAUACCAUUACGUUAUUUAGCCAACGAUAUGUGUGAAGAUUUGUUAUCUGUUAACGAAAAAAUGUUGUGUCUAAAAUAUAAUGUAUUGCCGAAUGAUUUUUUGAAAACUAAACGAAAAAUAAUAAAUUACGGCGUUGGAAAGAAUGCUCCUAAAUUAGAUCGUGUUAUUUACAAUUAUCUAGUAAAAUGUCACAAACUCGACUUGUCGAAACCGAUUCCAUUUGUUGUAUAGCUGUUACUUUUUGAAAUAUUUUAUUCUACAUCACAGACCGAAUGAUUAUUUACAAUAGUACAAUUUGUUUUAUUACCUUUCUACAUUAAUCACGUUUGAUUUGUUCUACCAGAAUAAUUUCAAAAGAGAGUAUAGAUGUUAUUCAUAGUAAUUGUCUUGUAACAUUAAAUUUAGGCUUGUGUUUGUUAGUUUAGUUGUUUUAACAAUAAUUAAUUUAAUGAAAAAAAUAAAUGGCCGGUAAACCAACGAGAAAAUGCUCAACAAUAUUGACAGUAUACCAAAUUUAAAUGUAAAAUUAUUUUUGUAUUUACAUAGUACAAAAAAAAAGUUGAUUUAUAUAUUUUAAUAAAGUAUUUAUUUUCGAGACUACUUUUUCUGAAAUGAAAUACUUUUUUAAAUUCAUUGUCAUUUAUUUGAUUGAUAACAACUUGUAAUAAUUGAGUUUUUACAAUUUUUUUUUUUUGGAAAUGUGUAUUAUAGUAGUAUAAUUGUUUAUUUAUUGUUUUGUAUUGGAAUUGAAGCUUUAAGAGAAAUACAAAUUAAUAUGGUGUAAUGUAUGUGUUUGAUAAUACUUAUG